This is a messenger RNA of Arvicola amphibius (Eurasian water vole), 2325 nucleotides long. It is a transcript of the gene Slc15a2, whose product is annotated as solute carrier family 15 member 2. Gene Ontology annotation, molecular function: dipeptide transmembrane transporter activity. Bases 1 to 2223 code for a protein of 740 amino acids. Gene Ontology annotation, biological process: transmembrane transport; oligopeptide transport. Lineage: Eukaryota; Metazoa; Chordata; Mammalia; Rodentia; Cricetidae. Gene Ontology annotation, cellular component: membrane. The transcript is spliced from 22 exons. The record is from RefSeq and is a predicted model, not a curated record.
AUGCUUGAGGAGAGAGAGAGUAAGGAGCCAGCCAUGAAUCCCUUCCAGAAAAAUGAGUCCAAGGAAACUCUUUUUUCACCUGUCUCUACCGAAGAGGUGUUGCCUAGACCUCCAAGUCCUCCAAAGAAGCCACCUCCGAAAAUCUUUGGCUCCAGCUAUCCACUCAGCAUCGCCUUCAUCGUGGUGAAUGAAUUCUGUGAGCGUUUUUCCUAUUAUGGCAUGAAAGCUGUGCUGACUUUGUAUUUCCUGUAUUUCCUGCACUGGAAUGAAGAUACCUCCACAUCUGUAUACCAUGCCUUCAGCAGCCUCUGCUAUUUCACACCCAUCUUGGGAGCAGCCAUUGCUGACUCAUGGCUGGGGAAAUUCAAGACAAUCAUCUAUCUCUCAUUGGUAUACGUUCUUGGCCAUGUAUUCAAGUCUUUGGGGGCCAUUCCAAUACUGGGAGGAAAAACGCUACAUACAAUCUUAUCAUUGAUUGGCCUGAGUCUAAUAGCUCUGGGAACAGGAGGUAUCAAACCCUGUGUGGCAGCUUUUGGUGGAGACCAGUUUGAAGAAAAACAUGCAGAGGCACGGACUAGAUACUUCUCAGUCUUCUACCUCUCCAUCAAUGCAGGAAGCUUGAUUUCUACGUUCAUCACACCCAUGCUGAGAGGAGAUGUGAAGUGUUUUGGGGAAGACUGUUAUGCACUUGCUUUCGGAGUUCCAGGAUUGCUCAUGGUAGUGGCACUUGUUGUGUUUGCAAUGGGAAGCAAGAUGUACAGAAAACCACCCCCUGAAGGAAACAUAGUGGCUCAAGUGAUCAAAUGCAUAUGGUUUGCUAUCAGCAAUCGCUUCAGGAACCGUUCUGGGGACAUUCCAAAACGGCAGCACUGGCUAGACUGGGCAUCAGAAAAAUAUCCCAAGCAUCUCAUUGUGGAUGUGAAGGCACUCACCAGAGUACUGUUCCUUUAUAUCCCACUGCCCAUGUUCUGGGCUCUUUUGGACCAACAGGGCUCACGAUGGACACUGCAAGCUAACAAAAUGGAUGGUGAUUUGGGAUUUUUUGUGCUUCAGCCGGACCAGAUGCAGGUACUAAAUCCCUUUCUGGUUCUUGUCUUCAUCCCGUUGUUUGACCUUGUCAUUUAUCGGCUGAUCUCCAAGUGCAGACUUAACUUCUCCUCACUCAGGAAAAUGGCUGUCGGUAUGAUCCUAGCAAGCCUGGCAUUUGCAGUUGCAGCACUUGUGGAGAUAAAAGUAAAUGGAAUGACCCAUGCCCAGCCAGAUUCCCAAGAGAUUUUCUUACAAGCCUUGAACCUGGCAGACGGUGAAAUAAAGGUGACGGUGCUAGGAAGUAGAAAUAACUCCCUCCUGGUGGAGUCCGUCCACUCUUUUCAGAACACAACGCACUAUUCCAAACUACACCUGGACACAAAAAUCCAAGAUUUACAUUUUCAUCUGAAGUAUAACAACUUGUCUGUCCACAACAAGCAUUCUGUAGAAGAGAAGACCCGUUACCAUUUGGUUAUUCAUGAGGAUGGGGAAAGUGUCUCCAGUGUGCUGGUAAAGGAUAUGGAAAUCAAACCAGCCAAUGGGAUGACAGCCAUCAGGUUUAUUAACACCCUGCAUAAAGACAUCAAUAUCUUCUUGGAUGAAGAUGCUCCUCUCAGUGUGGGCAAAGACUAUGGAGUGUCCGCAUACAGAACCGUGAUGAGAAGAGAGUACCCUGCAGUGCACUGUGAGACAGAAGACACAGACUUUUUUCUUGAUUUAGGUCUACUAGACAUUGGUACAACGUAUCUGUUUGUGAUCACCAAUAUUACCAAUCAGGGUCUUCAGACUUGGAAGACAGAAGAAAUUCCAGCCAAUAAACUAUCCAUUGCAUGGCAGCUACCACAAUAUAUCCUGGUUACAGCAGCAGAGGUCAUGUUCUCCAUCACGGGACUUGAAUUUUCUUAUUCUCAGGCACCAUCUAGCAUGAAAUCUGUGCUCCAGGCAGCCUGGUUGCUGACAGUUGCAGUUGGGAAUAUCAUCGUGCUUGUUGUGGCACAGUUCAGUGGCCUGGUACAGUGGGCCGAAUUCGUUUUGUUCUCCUGCCUCCUGCUGGUGGUCUGCCUGAUCUUCUCCAUCAUGGGCUACUACUAUGUUCCUUUAAUGCCAGAGGGGAUCCACAAGGCAACGGAUAAGCAGCUUCCUCUUCCCCAGGGGAAUGUGAUCAACCUCGAAACCAAGAAUACAAGGCUCUGAUGACUCACUGGAUCACAACUGCUUCCUGGCUCUGUGUCAGCAUCACUUAUCCUCACGCCUAUUCCCCCUGCCACCACCAGGCUAGGACAGGACGUAGCAUUU